Molecule: messenger RNA, 2636 nt
Organism: Penicillium pulvis
Lineage: Eukaryota; Fungi; Ascomycota; Eurotiomycetes; Eurotiales; Aspergillaceae
Product: baculoviral IAP repeat-containing protein
Exons: 5
Coding region: 18-2636 (872 amino acids)
Source: RefSeq, a predicted model, not a curated record
UUCGAUUAGAUUACAUCAUGGGCUCGGAAAUGGACACAUUCGCGGCCCGCCUGGCCAGCUUCGAUGUUGUACUCAAGCCCGAGAAGCGAAGAUCUUCGGGCGUCAAAGGCCCCAGAUUCAUCGCAUGGCCUCAUUCAAAGCCUUCCCCUGCAGAGUUGGCGCAAGCAGGCUUCUUCUAUAAACCCUACGAAAGCAACCCCGAUAACACAACAUGUUUCGAGUGCGGUCGCGCAUUGGAUGGAUGGGAGGAGGAAGAUAACCCGAUAACGGAGCACCUCAAGCACUCUCCGGACUGUGGAUGGGCGAUUACUAUGGAUAUUCAACAGAACAGCUCCAAUCCCUCAGCUAUUGAGGAUCCGACCAGCGAGCGUAUCACCCAGGCACGGUUGGCGACAUUUGGCUCGGCGUGGCCCCAUGAUGAGAAACGGGGCUGGGUCUGCCAAUCGGAAAAGAUGGUCGAAGGUGGAUGGUAUUUCUGCCCGACGGAAGAGAGUAAUGAUUUGGCUACUUGUGCCUACUGCAAGCUCUCCCUGGAUGGUUGGGAACCCAAAGAUGAUCCAUUCGAGGAACACUAUCGUCGCGCACCAGAAUGCUCCUUCUUCGUAUUUGCGCAACCCUCCGGAAAGAAAGGCAAAGGAUCUAAAUCAAAAAAGCCACGCGUUUCCAAGACAUCUUCUCGCCUCUCGACCCAAUCAGUCGGCACCACCACAUCCGAAGCCCCAGAGGACCUUGAUGAAUCAAUGGACCAGAGCAUCAUGUCACAGGCCAGUGUGAAGCCGAAAGCCACAAAGAAGGGAGCGAAGGGCAAGGGCAAAUCCACCAAGACCAAGAAAGAGGAAGUUGAAGCCGAGAGCCAAAUGGAGCUGGAUAGUAUUGAACAAGUGCAGCCGGAGCCAGAAGCCCCCAAGACCAAACGUGCAGGCCGAGGAAAGAAGAGGAUCAGCGAAGAAAUGGUACGGGAUGAAUCUGAAUCGGCUGAGCCUGGGCAGUCGUCGAUCGAGCCACCGUCCAAGCGCCGCAACACAAGGACCCGAAGCAGCAGUAGCGUAUCUCAAACCUACCACCACGAACACGAUUACGAGAUGCCAGAUGCGGCGCCUGCAGAUGAAGUACCCGAAGAAGAGCACAAGAAGGGCCGCAAGGGAUCGAAGAAGGGCACUAGCAAGAGCCGCAAGGCUUCUGAUGCCUCAGCCGCGUCGAAGUCUACUUCCAAAUCCCGUCUACCCCGUGACUCAGAGCUAGAUGCUGCUAUCGAGGCAGGUCUUGAGACGGAUGCACCGGAGCAGGUCGAGUCUGAACCCCCGGUGGAGCCAGAACCCGAGCCGGAGCCCGAAGUCGAGCCCGCCCCUCGUGCUUCGAAGAAAGCCAAAACGAGCAAGAAAACCAAGGCCGCCAAGGCGGCUGAGCAACAAGCACAGGAGUUGGAAGAUCCCAUGAACUACGAGGAGCAGCCUGCGAAAGAACCAGAGGCCAUUGACGAACCCGAUGUGGAUGCGAUGGAGAUGACCGAGGUGCAAGUUGAAGCGGCUCCCAAGGCCAAGGCCGCCAAGGGUUCUAAGAAGAAGGGAACUAAGAAGAGUAAGAAAGAAGACAGCAAGUCAAAGGCCUCGGCAUCGCGAGAGUCUUCUCAAAACAAACCCAUACCUGAUGACCAACCUGUGGAUGAGCAUCAUGAAUCAUUCGUAUCGGUCGAAAUCGUCAAUCAACAGCCUGAGCCGGAGUCGGAGUAUCAGCCUGAAUUUCAGGCUGAGCCCGAAUCGAAGCCACAACAGGACCCAGAAGUGAAGACUCCUGAGAAGCCUGUGACAAAAAAAUCAUCGAAGAAGGAAGACAAGGCAAAGAAAUCCAAAAAGACUAAGAAGAAAGAGCCAUCUCCAUCCCCUGAGCCGGAGCCCGUUGCCGAGCCUGAACCUGUGUCUCCAUCUGCAGAUGAAGAAUGGGGAACACCGGAUGAUUUACCAGAUCAAGUUGAGAUGGUUGCACCCGAAGAACUUUCCCCAGAACCUUCCCCAGAGCCGCAGAUAAAACAGCGGACGCCUGUACCUCCCAAGACGGUCAAACGGUUCAGCGAUAUUCCCCAGGAGGAGCAUCUUACCGAGUCUAUUACGAAACCACAAGUGUCCCGAGGCAGUAUGCAGAGGGCAUCUCGAGGAUCUAAGCGAUCUGUUUCACCCCUCCCACCAGCCCGCCAGCACACACCAUCAAUGUCCCCACAAUCCUCUGAUGCCGAGAACCGGCCCCCAUCAUCUCGACCCUCGACAUCCCGCCCAGCUGUCCCAGCAGUGGAACCGCAGGAUCGGACUCCGCGGGCAGCAGCCACCCCAUCACCAUCUAAGCGCAAUUUCAACGGUGGUUUCGCGGCUUCGGGUCAUCCUUGGACCCCGGUGGACAUUGAUGAAGCCCUAUUUGGAGAGGCUAGUGACAAGGAGAAUGCCGAUCUUUCUGGACUUUUCAGUGGCAUGAAGCGAGGACUGACUAGUCCAGAGAAGAAAAUGUCCGUGGAAGAAUGGAUCAUGUGGAAUGCAAAGAACGGCGAGGAGCGGCUCAAGCGUGAAUGCGAGCGGCUCGUCGGUCAGUUUGAGAAAGAGGGUAGUCGAGGCAUGCAGCGACUCGAGGCCAUCGAGUGUAUUGAUUAA